ACUGCCAUCCGCGACAACAAGUAGCACUCGCUCGCAGUGAUAGCACUCAUCGACUUAUCGUCUGUGGCUUGUCUAGUCGCUGACAGAUCGACAUACCAUGUCUGACCCACGAUUUGCGCGGUUGAAGACUGACCCCCGUUUCCGAGACACACAAUUCAAAGUUGUAGGUAACGAGCGUUUCAAAGGAAUUUUUGACGAAGACAAGGCGGGAAAAAAGACAUUGAAACAAAAGGGCAAAGGAAAGGAAAAACUAGGCCGAAUGCCGAGACACGAAAGUUGCGCCAGCAGUAUCUCAGUCUAUCCGAAGCGGACCGUGCUAUUCGAAAAGUCAUUCCUGACAAUACUCCGCUGCGUGUACUUGACACUACCACUGGUCUUUUAUGCGAUCGAGAAACACAGAUACGCACCUUCAAAUCAAGCAUGGAGUAUAGAGAGCUCGUAUCUUCAACAAUCACGCAUCGAGAUAUCCAGUCGAAGAAGCGGUGAUGUCAUACUUUCCGUUCAUGAGCCCGGUUCCGAUUCUGGUAUUUGUAAUCUUGAUUAUCUUCCGGAGUUUCCACAGUGCCACUGAAAGUCAACGUUUCAACGCUUAGCGCUCAGCGCUCAAUAUCCAAGAUUCAAUACUCACCUCGACAGCCAACAGCCAUGCCCGCCCUGGUAGCUCAUGCUGAAGAGCAUUCUUAUUUUUCCCCUCCAGCCCUUAGCUCUUGUAGGCGCUAUGAGACUAUUAGUGAUGUUCAACGUGUUUGUUUGCAUCCACCGCAAGUUCAUGCGGGAAAUGGGUCUAGAAGGAUGGCAAUUUGAAUAAUCCGUGAAAUGUGACGGGAGGUUGUGGGUCCUCCGAGUCU
Messenger RNA from Suillus subalutaceus, 848 nucleotides. RefSeq lists its product as uncharacterized. The coding region runs from base 98 to 571 and encodes 157 amino acids. The transcript has 4 exons. The record is from RefSeq and is a predicted model, not a curated record. NCBI's taxonomy places the organism in Eukaryota, Fungi, Basidiomycota, Agaricomycetes, Boletales, Suillaceae.